CACGAAGAUGACGAGAAUACCGCGGCGCUCGUCGCCUAUGCGGAUGCGUCAUGGGCCGACCAGGAGAACGCCAGGAGCACCGGUGGCUUCGUCAUCCAGAUGGAUGGAUGCCCGAUCGCGUGGUCGAGCAGAACGCAGUCGAUUGUGGCCCUGAGUAGCACAGAAUCAGAGUACAUCGCUGCAAGUGACUGCACUCGUGAGCUGCUGUACCUGAUGCAAGUGAUGGAGGGGCUGGGCUUCAGGGUGCCACCCACAGUCCUGUAUGGCGACAACGAUGGUUGCAUACAGAACAUCAAGAACCAUCAGGCCUCAAAGAAGACGAGGCAUGUUGCUAUCAAGUACCAUCAUGUGCGCACACUUACCAGGACGGGAAGAUAAGGCCCGAGUACGUGCCGUCGAAGGAGAAUGUUGCUGAUCUCCUGACGAAGUCGCUCCCUGCCUCACAGCACGCGAAGUUCACGUGCAUGGUGACGAGAGGAGCCGACGCCAUCACUCUCAGCAACGAUGGGCUGACGACAGAACCUGAAAGGCAGAAGAGAAAGCGUCAGACAUCAAAGAGUGAUAGCACAAAGAGGCGCAAGGUGGACUAGGGAAGCAGAGAGUCCCACAGUGCUGUGUAGUGUGUGUGACUGACCCAUCGAGUGGGAGAUAGACACACGAGGCACCGCUCCUGCUUCCAGAUGGAACCGUUCAUUGGUGGGUUGGCUCGGUUGCCGUCCUCCGACUGUCCAACAGCCGCACACGAAUGGAAGAGCGAGCCAGAAUCCAACCCCUGGGUUUGGGGUCCAGGGUUUGGCCUAGGGCUCCGAGAUUCCUAGCGCUGUGUGCGAAGAGGGGUGUUGCGGAAUGUGUACGCCCACAGCUGGACAGAGGCGUCUGUACACGGAGCGCAUGUAGGCCCGUGGCCUAAGUAGAUCCAUAGAUCUGCCCAAUCAGAGUCAGGGCGAUCACUGCUUCACGUGCAAAAGACUCUUGCGUGUUCCGUGAAGGCUCCUUGUGCUUGGUGUGCGUUAGCCGAUAUCUCGCUUGACCACUGCGUUACGCAACUACAUCG
Molecule: messenger RNA, 1054 nt
Organism: Vitrella brassicaformis
Lineage: Eukaryota; Vitrellaceae
Source: the annotation of a GenBank genome assembly